Molecule: messenger RNA, 816 nt
Organism: Loa loa (African eye worm)
Lineage: Eukaryota; Metazoa; Nematoda; Chromadorea; Rhabditida; Onchocercidae
Product: leucine Rich Repeat family protein
Exons: 3
Coding region: 1-816 (271 amino acids)
Molecular function (GO): protein binding
Source: RefSeq, a predicted model, not a curated record
AUGGGAAACGACUCUUCCAAAUCGAAAUUAUCAUCUACAGCAACAAUAACACAUGGAACACCGGGAAGGAAAAAGUUAAGUCUGGGGAUCAAACAUGGUCCAUCUUCAUCGGUUAUUCAGCGUCAUCUAGAAACAGCGCAGAAAAGUCGAGUUUUACAGCUAAGAAAUUGUGGCAUGAAAAUAUUGCCUGAACAAUUGCAAGAAGUUUGCGAAAUUCUUCGAAAUUUGGAUGUUUCACAGAACAGAAUCCGAACCUUACCAACAUUUAUUGGUUCAUUCAAUAAUCUAAAACAGCUUCAUCUUUCCAAUAAUGAGUUGGAAACAUUGCCGGAUGAAAUGGGUGUUUUGAAGAAGUUGGAAAUUUUGGAUCUCUCAUGCAAUCAGCUUAGUUGGCUUCCAGAAUCAUUGGCUGGUUUGUGCUCGUUGAAAACGCUAAAUAUAUCAAAAAAUAAGUUCAUACACUUACCCGUUUGUGUAUGCCAUUUAUCGGCACUCAACAUUCUUGAUGUAUCGUCCAAUUUUAUCGAAUUUCUUCCCGAUGAGGUGAAAUUUUUGAAAACUUCGGAACUUAAUUUGAAUCAAAACAGAUUGAAUUCACUGAAUGCAGAAAACCUGGUGCAUUGCGAGGCUUUGAGAACACUUAGAGUGGAAGAAAAUUGUCUAAAUAAAACGGAUUUCAUAAGUGACUUUCUGAUUAAUUCCAAUGUUAGUCUGAUUGCAUAUGCGGGAAAUCUUUUCCAGGAGAAAGAUUUCCAAAAUUUGCCUGGUUAUGAGGAGUAUCAAAAUAGAUACACAGCUACAAAAAGAAAAAUGUAA